Messenger RNA from Pieris napi, 3264 nucleotides. Its product is annotated as lachesin-like. Bases 217 to 1479 code for a protein of 420 amino acids. The record is from RefSeq and is a predicted model, not a curated record. The transcript is spliced from 11 exons. Gene Ontology annotation, cellular component: neuron projection. Lineage: Eukaryota; Metazoa; Arthropoda; Insecta; Lepidoptera; Pieridae.
AUGCCAUAAUUCGGCGGCUAUAAAGGCCAGCGAGACGGUUUGUCUGCGUGUACCCAGUUUUCUCACCCUUGUUUAUCUGAAUGGGGUUGUCAGUUCACCCCGCGCCAGUGCUUCCGUCGACCGCCUCGCGAUGGCACGCUCGCUGCUCGUAGCGGACUUUUCACGCGUCAACGUGAUUCGUGAACUUUCAUAAUAAUAAUUCAAUUUAUGUAAAAAAUGACUCUUUUUUUAAAUGUAUACGGUGUUUUAUGGAUAGCGUUAACAGCUUGCAGUACGACAGGUCGAGAGAUUCCGGGACAGAAUGUCGUAUCAGUCGCACCUAUUGAAGUGCCCGACGAGUCCAUGUACCCAAGAUUUGCAGAGCCAAUACCAAACGUUACCGUAACUGUCGGCAGAGAUGCAUUGCUUGCUUGCGUCGUCGAUAACUUGAGAGGGUUCAAGGUGGCGUGGGUCCGUAUGGACACUCAAACAAUUCUGAGUAUCCACCAUAACAUCAUUACUCAGAAUCCUCGCAUCAGUCUCUCAUACAAUGACCACAGGUCGUGGUACCUUCAUAUAAAGGAUGUGCACGAAGUGGAUCGAGGAUGGUACAUGUGUCAAGUCAACACGGACCCCAUGCGAUCCAGAAAGGGCUAUCUUCAAGUCGUAGUGCCACCAUCAAUCAUUGACAACAUGACGUCGACUGACAUGGUGGUAAGGGAGGGUGCUGAUGUCACCAUGGUAUGUCGAGCAUCAGGAUAUCCAGAACCCUAUGUGAUGUGGAGACGGGAGGAUGGACAAGAUUUUAAUUACAACGGAGAAUCAGUAAGUGUGGUCGACGGUGAAACACUCACGAUAACGAAGGUAUCUCGCCUGCACAUGGGUGCAUACCUGUGCAUUGCAUCUAAUGGAGUGCCACCUUCAAUUAGCAAACGCAUCAUGCUCAUGGUUCAAUUUCCUCCGAUGUUAUCAAUUCCGAAUCAACUAGAAGGCGCCUAUCUCGGACAGGAUGUAACGCUGGAGUGCCACACAGAGGCGUAUCCCUCCUCCAUCAACUACUGGACAACGGAUAGGGGAGAUAUGAUAAUAUCCGAAAUGGAAAUUGUAGGUGGGAAAUACGAAGCGAUUCCAGUCGACAGCGGCUACAACAAGUUCAUGAUGCUCAAGAUACGGAAUAUAACGAAAGAAGAUUUCGGUUUCUACAAGUGCAUCGCCAAGAACUCGCUCGGGGAAACUGACGGCAUUAUUAAACUCGACGAAAUACCAGCCCCGCCGUCCGCCUUUACGACCACUCAGAAACCGAUACUAGACAACCAAACAAUAAGGAAAAAAGGGCAACUUGUUCAAACGAAUGAAGCAAUCAGCUCAACCUUCCAAGGUGAGGUGUUUGAUGGACAAAUACGGGACUUUGAUUUCUACGAGAACUCGGCUCCGACGCACAAUUUGAAUAUUAAUUUUAUGCUAUUAUUUUGUUUAUAUCACAUAAUUUUAGUAUCCUGAUGUAAAGUUUGAUAUUUUUUUGUGAUAAUUUACGCAAAUAUCAGACAUUUCAGUGAAAUACAGUUUUUUUUAAUCAUGGCCAGGCUUACUCUGUAGCGUCAAUAGAUAUUCUGGUAUUCUGAAUUCUUGAGUCUUCUGUCAUUGUAUGCGACACGAGCGCUGCAGAUAUUGAAAGAAUAUCAAGAUAAUAUUUAAUAGAUGUCAUCGUAAUGUAAUGUUGGACUGUGGAAUCAAUAUCAGUUUCACAGAGUAGCAUUACACCUCACGAAACUUGAAUAAAUAAAAAACUAAAUCAAACAGUAGGACAAUUCUUUACGGAGUCACAUUAUAAAAAAAAUAACCUUUAACAUUUAAAACUGUAUUUCAUUGAAACAUGUUCUGUAUCAAUACGAGUUCCUUUAUGUCAUGCUGAACAGACAAUAACAUUAUUGAAGUCUGCGACCGAGUUUGUACGAACCUGACAUUUCUAGGCUUAGACUAAAUGAAUGACUAGAUGUUUCAAUGUGAUUGACGUUUUAUUUGCCAAAGAAUACUUUGCGAAUUUCGAGGAGUGAGCACGAAAAUAACGCUUUCGUUAUCGCUUUCUACAAUAAGGUGCUUUGAAAUUAUAUACGAUUUAUUUAACGCAACUAUUAUACACUAUAUUAUUGAUAAACAAUGCUAUAAAACGCAGCUUAUUAAAAUGUUUGGGAUUUAUCAUUAAUUAAAUAAAAACCUGCGUAAAAUAUUGCCUCAUACUAAAUCCUAUAGUAUAGGAUUAGGACCUAGGGGUCCCGUAGACGCCAAAAGUCAAAAGGGCAGUCGUGGCACUCCAUGAACACUCAUUUAACGCACUCAGCGUUGCCGGCCUUUGAGGGAGGAGUACACACUUACUUUGAACAGUUGUCAUAUCUCUCAGGGAAGACUCCCACCUUGAGUCGAUUCCACAGUUCGCUAGUUCGCAAGAGAAUCAUGUAAAGCGGUAUGUAGUAGUAUAGUAUAUUGAAUCACAGGAAUUAUUAUUAUAUAUUUCAAAAUAUGGCUUAAAGGUUAAUUUAAUUCUUACUAGGUGUUACUGAGUAGAAUCAUUCGACGCUUCAGAUAUGGAGACCACAAAUGACAUUUAUUGUGUCAAUCAUUUUUUUGAAGCUAAGUUAGAUAGUCAACAAAAACAAAUGACUAUAGACAAUCAAAUUCAUUUAGUCUAAACUGGACAUUUUGGCUUUGUUUUGAAGUAGAUGUAAUGUCUCAUGUAUAAAUAGAUUUAGGUCGAAUUUUCUACAUCGAUUUUGUAAAUUUUGGAUAAGCCUUGUAGGAUCUUAGACUAUUAAAACGAGUCUUAAGUUAUUAUCUAGUAUUGAGUACUGUAAAGCGUCUUACACACUUUAUAACAAGAUUUAAGUUUGAUUCACAUUUCGAAUGUGGAACAUAUACUUAGUAAUUAAUUGUUUUCUUCCUAAUGAGCGACACAUGCGUACUAUACAAUCUACAGAAUCGUUUGUCGAAUAAAACUCAUGCUUGGUUCACUGUUUUUGUAGUAAACGCACAAUUCCAAAUUUAAACUGCCUAUUCUAGAAUUUAGAUCGUUAAUGUUGUUUAGGAAACAAAUUGCUUUAUUUUAUAGCGAUACACAUAUUUUUUGUAUUUAUUUAAACAUUGUAUUAAGUAGACCUUACCCAAAUAUAACUGAAAUAUUGUACCUAAUAGAGUAUUUUAUCAUUCAGCUGUUAAAAGUAAAAGGAAAACCAUGAAGUGACGUUUCAAUAAAAUCAUGCUUUGAUAAAUUGUUGUUUUUAUUUUGUUAAU